Molecule: messenger RNA, 177 nt
Organism: Cryphonectria parasitica EP155
Lineage: Eukaryota; Fungi; Ascomycota; Sordariomycetes; Diaporthales; Cryphonectriaceae
Exons: 1
Coding region: 1-177 (58 amino acids)
Source: RefSeq, a predicted model, not a curated record
AUGCUGUACACAGCCAUUCUCCCUUCUCCCCCCUUGUUUCUUACUUUUUUUUCCCCAUUUGACUCCUCUGGGUUCAAGCUCUCGAGGCGGAUCGCCCUCGCUCGAGUGGCCACCCAGCCAAAGUCUAUCGUUUUGAAAGCAUUGUUUCGGCGAAGUUUCGGUAUCUUUUUCUCAUAG